Molecule: messenger RNA, 1182 nt
Organism: Punctularia strigosozonata HHB-11173 SS5
Lineage: Eukaryota; Fungi; Basidiomycota; Agaricomycetes; Corticiales; Punctulariaceae
Product: DNA repair protein rad10
Exons: 6
Coding region: 9-1100 (363 amino acids)
Biological process (GO): UV-damage excision repair; mitotic recombination; nucleotide-excision repair
Cellular component (GO): nucleus; ERCC4-ERCC1 complex; nucleotide-excision repair factor 1 complex
Molecular function (GO): single-stranded DNA binding; damaged DNA binding
Source: RefSeq, a predicted model, not a curated record
GCGUCCACAUGUCUUCAUCAACAUCCUCCAAACCUCCAAACCCUCCCGUUGUCAUUCCAAGCGCAGGUUCUGGCAAGAACAUCAUCGUGAACCCCGCACAACGCCUGAAUCCCGUACUCGAACACAUUCGCAAUGUGGGCAAGGAAUUCGGUGAUAUACUCUCAGAUUACCAAGUCGGCCGAACAACCGGAGUCCUGUUCCUCAGUCUGAAAUACCAUCGUUUGCAUCCUGAAUACAUCCAUCAACGCAUCGAGCGGCUGGGUCAUUCAUACAGCCUUAGGAUACUACUUCUGAUGUGCGACGUUAGCGAACAUCAAGAACCCAUCCGUGAGCUCACGAAGGUCUGUUUGAUCAAUAACAUCACAAUCAUCGUUGCAUGGAGUCCUGAAGAGGCAGGCAUGUACCUGUCAACGUUCAAGCAGUUCGAGCAUCGUCCUCCCGAUAUGAUCAAAGAACGCGUUGACAAGGAUUACUUUUCCGUCCUUCGUAACUCGCUUACGAGCAUCAGCAAAGUCAACAAGACCGACGUCGAAACCCUGAGGACAUCAUUCGGCAGCUUUGCCCGAAUUGCGUGUGCGUCAUCGGAUCAGCUGCAGAAACUUCCUGGGUUUGGCCAAGUCAAGGUUCGGCGGAUCAAGGAUGCGUUCGAGAAACCGUUCCGGCACCACGUCACCGACUCUGUGCCCACCACGAAUACCUUGCGAAGCGUUGCACAAUCUGAAUUUCGAGCUGACGACGCUGCAGCUCAGACUCAAAUUGACGAGGCUUAUGUAAGGCCGUCAACGUCGACAGCCUCCACCUCGGCACCUCGCCCACCACGCCCACGUUCCCCGGAUUGGGACAUGGAGUUUGACUCGUUGCCAAUAGAUGACCUGGAAGCUCUAUCUGACCAGCCCGGCCCGCGUCCUUCGCGUCCGGAGGACUCAGUGCGUGACACUGCAGCUCGGAGAAAACGAUCACCCUCGCCGAUCUGGGACCUCGAACUUGAUCUGAAUCCAUCGGACGAAGAAGGGCCGCCGCCGAAGAAACGACCAAAGGGACCAGACGCCGAUGCAGAGACCUCGUUUGGUUCCAAUACCAUCCUUACCAAUGAUUCGUGAGGUGAACUAAGCAGGCGCCGUGCACGGCGAAAUUGUAGUCUUAUUCAAAUCCGUAGACUGCGAAUCGGAUUCGCAUGACUGG